UUUGUUUACAUCCGCGCGCACCGAAAAGGACUCGCCGUUAAAAAGGAUGUGCAGCAUCGUUGAGGACGAUUUCGGUGACGAUGGAGGAGUGCACGCGAUGAAGGAAGAUACGCCCCAGCCGCAACUGGUCGAGAAUGAGCUGUGCCGCAAGUGUAACGUGGAGCAGGCCGUGCUGAAGUUGGACCACAAGGAACCGCAGUGCCGCAUGUGCUUUCUCAACUACGUCCGCCACAAGUUCCGCGCUUCGCUGGGCUCGUCCAAGAUCGUCCGCCGUGGUUCACGUGUCCUUAUCAUCCUGACCGGGACCCCGGAAAAUGUAGCUCUGCUGGACAUGGUUCGGUUCGGGUUGGAGCAGGAUGCGUUCAAGCAGCUGCGUAUCGAACCCGUCCUGAUGUUCGUUGACGACGAUUUCCUGAGCAAAACGGCCCCGGAACGGAAGGAGAAACUGGCCAUCUUGCAGGACAUAUUGAGGCAGUUCAAUUUCCCAGCUCACUACACUGUUAGCGGCAGCACAAAGGUGAUGGAAUUCCCAUUCGACAGUGCUUUUACGCCACCGGAAUCGUUCGCGCUGGAUGAGACUCGAUUGAAGGAAAUCAUCAACGGCACACGAUCCGUAACAUCGAAGCAAGAUCUGCUGGAACAGGUCCGCAAGCAGACGUACCAGGCGGUUGCACGAUCGCUAAACUGCAACUACGUGUUUCUGUCGGACAUCGGAAUCGAUCUGGCCAAAACGCUGCUCUCUCACGUGGCCCUGGGCAGAGGCUGUUCCAUCGCACAGGAUGUAGCCUUUUGCGACGAUCGGUACGGUACGGUUAAGCUUAUCCGGCCCAUUCGUGAUCUGAAUCCGGACGAAAUCACGCACUAUCUGAAGUUGGCCGAAAAGCAGCACAACACAAUCCCACGGGUGGACCAUUUUGCGGACAGACCCAGUUUACAAAACCUCACGGCCAAGUUUAUCGACCAUUUGCAGGGAAGCUUUCCUUCCACCGUUUCCACCAUCUAUCGCACCGGAGAUAAGCUGGAUGCCGUUCAACCGACCAACACAAGCCUACCAGAAGCAUCCACUAAGGUGGACAUUCUUGGUCUUUUGGAAAAGAAGAAACCACCCACUCCUUUGGAUGGCGGCCAUCCGGAGCAGUGUGUUUUCUGUGGAGCUGUGCUCGAUUAUCGAGGAUCGAAAACGCUGUAUGCAACCGAAUACUCGCGGUUGGUUUCUUCGCGGGUAAAUGCGUCCUGUAGCCACGAGGACAUCCUCGUUAAAUCGAAGCAAAUGGAGCUCGAUGCCGCGCGAAUGGUGAAUGGCGAGGACGAGGAUGAGUUGAGUAAACUCAAAAAGAACCUUUGCCACGGUUGUAGGAACAUUUUUGUGGACCAGGAGUAGUAGGAAAUGCAUGAAUGGGACUCAGUGAAACUGAAGAAAAUAAUAAAUAAUAUUGAAUUUUUAAACUCCAUUCAA
This is a messenger RNA of Anopheles aquasalis, 1456 nucleotides long. RefSeq names its product Cytosolic thiouridylase subunit 2 (gene Ctu2). Gene Ontology annotation, cellular component: cytosol. Gene Ontology annotation, molecular function: tRNA binding; sulfurtransferase activity. Gene Ontology annotation, biological process: tRNA wobble position uridine thiolation. The record is from RefSeq and is a predicted model, not a curated record. NCBI's taxonomy places the organism in Eukaryota, Metazoa, Arthropoda, Insecta, Diptera, Culicidae.